Molecule: messenger RNA, 2208 nt
Organism: Cuscuta campestris
Lineage: Eukaryota; Viridiplantae; Streptophyta; Magnoliopsida; Solanales; Convolvulaceae
Source: the annotation of a GenBank genome assembly
CUGACAAUAAAUAUUCAAAAUUACAAUAUCACUUCAAACACGUAAAGUAAUGAAUAAUUUUUUAUCCAAAUGUAAAGUUUUUUUAGAUAUUUAUUAGGGUUAUCAUUUAAUUGAUUGAUUUUUCAACACUUUAAUUUUUCUAAAUUUUUCUAACUCAUUCAAAAAAAAAUCAAUCUUUUGAGUUUCUUCUAAUGUGGAAUUUUAAAAUUCCAAACCAAAAGAAUAUAGCAUGGGACUAAACUAGAGGUUAUUUUUGGAGAAGUAAUUUUCUUUCUUGAAAAAACGACCGCCUUUUAAUCCUUGUGUAGCCUUGAGAAAAAUGCAGGGGUUUUGGAAAUUUGGCCGUCUGGUUAGGGUUCCAAGAGACAGAUCUUCAGUCCUGUUCAAUACCGAACAACUUCGUGCCGUUGAUGUUUCUUGUUUCUCGCUGCAAUGGCGCUACUCUCACAGGAAUCUGGUUUCCUCAUCAUGCUCAGCUUUGUAUGGGAAUCCAAUGCAAAUGGAAUCAAAAUGCCAAAGAGUGGUGUCAUCUUUGAAAUGCCAUGUGCUGCAGAGGUCGUCAUAUUCUUCUAAAGCAAUUGAUGUUGGAAGUGGCUCUACAGAAACUGUGAAGGAAAUAUAUGAAAAGAUUCUGAAAUCUAUUGUGGAUCAAAAGACGGCUCCUCCAAAUGCUUAUUUAUGGUCACUAAUUGCAAAAUGUGCAAACCAAGAUGACAUUAAGCUCCUAUUUGACAUCUUGCAGAGACUUCGAAUAUUUAGACUUUCAAAUCUUUGUAUCCAUGAAAAUUUCUUUUGUGCACUAUGCCAGGAAGUUACCAAGGCAUGCAUACGUGUUGGCGCCAUUACGUUUGGUAAAAGAGUAUUGUAUAAGCACAAUCUCUAUGGGUUAACUCCUAAUGUUGGAUCUGCUCACCAAUUGUUGGUGUUUGCUAAAGAGCAUAAUGAUGUUGAUCUAAUGGUCGAUAUUAUGAAACUUGUGUUGAAGAAUGAAUUACCUCUACAGCCAGGGACAGCAGAUUUGGUUUUUAGCAUUUGCUACCACAACGAUAACUGGGAGUUAAUGUGUAAAUAUGGAAAAAUGUUUGCCAAGGGAGGUGCUAGGUUACGCUAGGGUUCCUUUGACUUGUGGAUGGAAUUUGCUGCUAAAAUGGGAGAUGUCGAUUCACUUUGGAAAAUUGAGAAAAUAAGAUCAGAAUCCAUGAAUCAUCACACUAUUUCGAGUGCCUUUUCAUGUGCUAAAGCUUUGUUGAUUGAAUGCAAAUCUGAAGAAGCUGCUGCUAUCAUUCAAGUAUUUUAUGAGAAUUUACCCGUCUCUAAGAGGCAAAGCAUUACAGCAGAACUUCAGAAGCUGGUAAAUGAGUGGCCUAUAGAAGUUAUAAAGCGUCAAAAGGAGGAGAGCAGAAAGGAAUUGGCGAGAACUCUACAAAAUGGUAUUUCGGCCAUGAUCAACGCACUCUCAAGCAUAGGCGCAAAAAUGGAUGUCAAUGUGGAAAGUGUGACCAUAGGUGUGUAAAACUAAUUACAGUAGAGGAAGACUUCCAAAUGGGAUGAUGGAGAAGUGGCAGCUACUCAGAAGUGUAUCCUCUUUGGUGUCUAUAUGUGACAACAUUUGUCAUUGUUAAAUUUUUUAUUAGAGGCUUUUUAUGAACCAGACAAGCUUCUUAGCUUGACUUUUCUUGAGUAAACAAAUUUUAAUUAUUAAUUAUGUUAAAUAUAUAUUUGAUAAAAUGAGAUAAAUUAUUGAAAAUCAAUAUCCUUUGAAUGAACAGAAGAAAUUACUGAAAAUUACUUUUCCACAAAGAAUCUCUCAUUUAGUCCUUUUACUUGCAAGUUGCAAUUGCUUACUUCCACCAUCUUUCCUUCCUUGGAAUAACUUGCUUACUUUUCCACAAAGAGCUCUCAAUAAUGGCUUGGGACGUGUUUCUCUCUCUAGGCGCUGGGCAGCCCCUCGCGGCACUGUUCAUCCCUUCUUGGAUGGAAAAAGGCUGCUUUCUUGCUGGUUUGGGACUGCCUAAGGGUCCAUCUUCUUGGUCCCUUUGUGAGCCAUGAAUUGGCCGUGUUUGGUAGGGAGCAGGCUGCACUGUGGUUCGGUGGUGCAGAUUCACCACCCUGUGGUGGGUUUGCUGGGUGUGCGGCUGCUUGGUUUGGGUUUCUGACUGUGUCUUUGAAACUGCUGUACCUUGUGCUAUUAGCUACUUUAAUGGGAAA